AUGGUUAGCCACCCCGGCGGACCCCAGGAGGUCCUACGACAGCAGGACGAGCCUCCAAGCCAGCAAGCGAACUUCACAAGCGAGCCCGAAAAGAUGUCAGAACAAGAACGGCCGACAACAUCCUAUUUCGCCCUACCCGGGAAGCAGGGCGUUGAAGACCACGUCACUCCCGACUCACCUAUUGACGUUGCGAAGGGUGCACGGUCAAAGCAUGAGAUCCUGCGGCGACUCAGCCUGGUUGAUUCCAAGGGCGCCGAGGCCCUCGAGGUCGACCCGCGAACAGCAUAUCCCGGUCUUCGCUUGAGCGGAAAUGUCAUCAGCGCAACUUUCUGCAUCCCCUACCAAGUGACUCAUGGCGGUAAUGGGGACUGGACCCUCUCGAACCGCCGUGGAACGUCUGCUCUCUUCGACUCCUUCGCCCAUCUGUCAUCCGAAAGGACGCCUUGGAAUCACACUCUGGUGGGUUGGACAGGAGAGAUUCGUACCGAGCAACAGGAAAAGGCCAUCAGUAUACUACAGGCCGACGCAGCAAAGGCAAUGGCUGCUGCCCAACUUCCUCAUCCUCUCAACAAGUAUGCCGCCCCGUACCCGGUCAACGGAGCCUCACCGGCUCCUCACGUUCCGCAUCCUGAUCAUCUUAGCCUAACACGGGCCGACCGUAGCCGUCUCGAGAAGAUUCUGUCGCAACAUCCAGACGGACAAGUGCUUCCUGUGUGGCUGCCAGAGAACCAAGGAGAUGAGGGAGGCGAGUUCAUCUUCAAAGAUCAAAGCCGAUGGCGCAAGUACGCCGAACACGAGCUUUACACUCUGUUCCACUAUAGACAACAUGGUCCGGACGAUGGCCGCGCAGAGAAGACUUCAUGGAACGACUAUGUGCGGAUGAACCAAGGCUUUGCUGAUCGGAUUUUGCAGAUCUAUCAACCAGGGGACAUCAUUUGGAUCCACGACUACCACCUGAUGAUGCUGCCCAGCAUGCUACGUCAACGAAUACCCAACAUCUACAUCGGCUUCUUCCUGCACAUCCCAUUCCCUAGUAGCGAAUACAUGCGCUGUCUGCCCAGGAGAAAGGACAUCCUGACGGGCGCGCUUGGUGCAACGAUGAUCGGUUUUCAAUCCUACAGUUUUUCUCGGCACUUCAACUCGUGCUGCAAGAGAAUAUUGGGCUUCGAAUCAAGCUCUGCAGGCGUGGACGCAUAUGGAGCACACGUCGCUGUGGAUGUUUUUCCCAUCGGCAUUGAUGUGGCCACGGUGCAGAAGCAGGCAUUCGGAGACCCGGUCAUAGAAAAGAACAUGAAGGCGCUGAAGAAAAUGUACGCUGGCAAAAAGAUCAUUGUUGGACGCGACAGGCUGGACACGGUCAGGGGCGUGGCCCAGAAACUCAUGGCUUUUGAGAUGUUUUUGGAGAGGUACCCCGCGUGGCGCGACAAAGUGGUUCUGAUCCAGGUGACCAGUCCGACUAGCGUUUUGGAGGACAAGGUGGACGGCGCACACAAGAUUGAGCACAAGAUUUCAAAUCUGGUGUCACGGAUCAACGGGGAGUACGGAUCCCUGAGCCACUCUCCGGUCCAACACUAUCCGCAGUACUUGUCUUCUCAGGAAUACUUCGCCCUGCUCAGAGUAGCCGACGUCGGACUUAUCACUAGCGUCAGAGACGGGAUGAACACGACCAGCUUGGAGUAUGUCAUCUGCCAGAAGAACAACCACGGGCCACUAAUUUUAUCGGAAUUCUCCGGCACUGCUGCCAGUCUGGGCAAUGCUAUACACAUCAAUCCGUGGGAUCUAGGUGGUGUGGCAGACGCUUUAAAGAAAGCCCUGGAAAUGCCGGCCGCCCAGAAGCAAGCCGACCAUGAAAAGCUCUACAGCUAUGUGACAACCCAUACUGUAGCGACCUGGUCGAACAGCUUUCUCAAGAGAUUGCUCACCAACCUUACGUCCUUCAGUCAGUCAGACCUCACCCCGGCGCUCGAUCGCAACGCCAUGAUUCGGCAAUACCACAACGCCAAGAAGCGACUCUUCAUGUUCGAUUACGACGGCACGCUCACGCCCAUUGUGAAAGAUCCGAAUGCAGCUAUCCCCUCCGACAAAGUCAUCCGCGCACUGAAAGCCCUAGCGGCCGAUCCCCGGAACCACGUCUGGAUUAUUAGCGGCCGUGACGCUAACUUCUUGCAAAGCUUCUUUGGACACAUUGACGAGUUGGGUCUCAGCGCCGAACAUGGCUGCUUUUUGCGGCGUCCAGGGUCAGAGACUUGGACCAACCUGACCGAGAAAAUGGACAUGGCAUGGCAAAAGGAAGUUAUGGAUGUGUUCAGCCACUACACAGAACGGACCCAAGGGUCGUGGAUCGAGCGCAAGCGUGUGGCACUCACCUGGCAUUAUCGACAAGCAGAUCCAGACUUCGGUUCUUUUCAGGCAAAAGAGUGUAGGAAGGAGCUGGAGGAGAAGGUGAUGAGGAACUGGGAGGUUGAGGUGAUGAGCGGCAAGGCCAAUCUGGAGGUUAGACCGCAAUUUGUCAACAAGGGGUAUAUUGCAACGAGGUUGAUCAACGAGUAUGGCUAUUCCAAGGGCGAGCCGCCAGAGUUUGUACUCUGCUUGGGUGACGAUCAGACCGAUGAAGAUAUGUUCCGCGCCCUUCUCAAAACCGAUUUGCCGAAAGAACACGUCUUUGCGUGUACAGUCGGUGCGAGUAGCAAGCGAACACUGGCGACAUGGCAUCUCCUCGAGCCAAGCGACGUCAUCGCAAGUAUUAACGCCCUCAACAAGUCCGAGAACCUGUGA
Cladophialophora carrionii CBS 160.54 is the source of this 2775-nucleotide messenger RNA. RefSeq names its product trehalose-phosphatase. Bases 1 to 2775 code for a protein of 924 amino acids. Gene Ontology annotation, molecular function: catalytic activity. Lineage: Eukaryota; Fungi; Ascomycota; Eurotiomycetes; Chaetothyriales; Herpotrichiellaceae. Gene Ontology annotation, cellular component: cytosol; alpha,alpha-trehalose-phosphate synthase complex (UDP-forming). The record is from RefSeq and is a predicted model, not a curated record. Gene Ontology annotation, biological process: cellular response to heat; fungal-type cell wall organization; trehalose biosynthetic process. The transcript has 2 exons.